AUGUCAGCCGAUCCGCCCCGCAGACGCCGAUCAUCUUUCUCAGAACACUUCCAGCGUGUCUUCCAUGGCGAUCGAGCGGAUCGAACCGACCGAUCAAAUCAGAAGCGCCAGAGUUUAGGGCAAGACACUCCGACCCUGUCGCGUUCGGCUCGACCGAGCGACGACUAUAAUGCCCCCAAGUCGGAGACUGCCGCUCCAUCGGCUGAUGAGACGGGGAUAAGCUCUUUCAACUUCUCGUCAAAUUCUCACAUUCCUUCUCUCAGCACUGCGGGCUCCAGUGCCUCUGUCCACGCGAUUCUCAAGGAUGGUGAUACAACGCCGCCGGAACCAACAGAGCCAAAGCGCGCCGUGGAACGAGGUAGGGUCUUCUCCGCGCCAACGUGGGGAAAAGAAACAUCCCGGAAAGAGAGGCGCGCGACAAAGCGAUUAGAGGCAGAGAGAAAGGAGCUGGAGAAGCGCAUGCUUCAACUGGAUCAAUCCCAGGCCCAGCAGGACAGUGGCGCUGAUCGCAACACCCGCCGCUUGGUCAAGAAACAAACUGGAAGUGCAGAUCGGUCAUCCAGUGCCGGCAGUCUGCGCCUAAGAUCAUCAUCUAUCACGUCAUUUUUCACAGGCCGACGCUCUAGAUCGCGGGCCGGUUCGACAACUGGAAGUGACAAUGAAUCUACCCGUGACUCGACUGACACAAAUGCAGCGGAGCCCAUUCCACCAUCUAUACCGUUGGCUCUACAGGAGCGCUUUGGAGCUGAUGUAUCUCGGGAGCUGGCGAAUCGACAUGGAACUACCUUGAUCCCUGCGAGUCAGCUCGCAACACAGCUUCCCUCACAGCCACCACAAUUGCAGCGACUGCACCAUACUCCACUCAAAUCGGACGAUCUUCGAGAGAAUUGGAAAAUGGCGGAAGAGUGGAAAAAGACACAAGGGAGCGGGCCUCAUGCGGAUGUUGUCCAAGCAGAACACAUGACAGGGGAACAGUCUCAGAAACCUCGACUAUCAAUUUACGGAACGAACCUGGAUCAAGAGUUCACUGUAACUCCAAAUUACUCGAGGAAGACCCCCAAGGGCUCUCCGAGCCCCGGCAAUGCGACUCGCCAGGUCCUGUCUUUGAGAAACACACCAGAGCGCAGUCCGCAAGUCCAGGAUCCCUCCAAUAUCCAGAUUACAAACAUGCGCCAGCUACGUGACUUUUCCAACACGAAGUCAGAGACACCCACUUUAGACACGGAUAUUCAACCCAUGCAUGCCGAAGUCUCAAAUUAUCCCAACCAGGUGGAAUCUUCACAUACUCAUCCGAGAGCAUACAUAUCCUCACCACUGGCCAUGAACCCAAACACCCCAGACAGCCCGACUCAGUCGCCAAAUAAUCCAUCGCUGGGUAUGGAUGAGCUGGAUUUACCACAGCCUUUGCGAAUCUCAAAGUCUCCUCAAUUUGAAGAACCUCGUAGGCACGAUCGACAAUCAUCAUUCUCCCCAUCUGAGAGGGCCCAAAGUCGGCCAAAGGCGUAUAGUUCUGGAAAGGUGCGCCAGCCAGAAGAGUUCAUGCACUCUCGUGCAAUAGCUCCCCCCAAAAACCCCAAUCGACGAAGUCUUGAAGACCAAAUUCUCAAGCCAACGAGUAAAGAGAGCCCAGGAGGGCACACUACGUUGAAUGAUGCAUCAAAUAGCUCCAAGGAUCCUCGGGCUCGAUAUCACCUCGCUUCGCACCUUGCCGAAGAAGAACAACCCCCAGUAAGCCUGAAUGAUACAGAAAACAAGCGGUUAUCCCAAUCAUCUGUAGCAUCGAGCUAUAAUACCGCCGAUGAGGAAGUACUCGACGUACCCCCAAGAUGGUCCAACCGAGCAUCCAUCCCAGCCUCCGAGCCCAACGAAAAGAGAUCCCCCAUUCCUACGAUAGAAAUCACGACACCGAGAGAUCCACCCAAAGGUCUCACAAAUCCCCGAACCAGACCACCGCUGACUGCUGCGGCCCUAAGCAUGUUACGCAAAACCCCCAUGCAAAAGAUAAAACCACCGCGAUCCGACGAUGUUCUCACCAAGCUAUUCGUCAUCUGCUGUCAAUGCAAACAUUGGCACGACAUGCCAUCAGACAUAUAUGCCAAGCUGGGCUCUCCGGGGCGUCCAUCAGAAUCCCGACUAUCAAGAACAUUCUCACGACGUAAUUCAGCGAGAAAUUCGAUUUUCUCUUCAGAGCCAGAUGAUCCACGACGUAUGCCAGUGUCUGGGCGGGUGCCUCCUAAUGGUCAGGCUCAGGUUCCAUCUGGGGAUGGUGUACCGCAACCUCAGCCGCCUGUUCAUCGUUAUCAAUGCUGUUGGUGUUCUCAUGGUAUGAGUAAGACUUGUUGUCAAGGGUGGACAGCGCUCGUUCAGAUGCGCGAGCGCUGUCAUUGA
Molecule: messenger RNA, 2388 nt
Organism: Penicillium odoratum
Lineage: Eukaryota; Fungi; Ascomycota; Eurotiomycetes; Eurotiales; Aspergillaceae
Exons: 2
Coding region: 1-2388 (795 amino acids)
Source: RefSeq, a predicted model, not a curated record